Molecule: messenger RNA, 1002 nt
Organism: Exophiala dermatitidis NIH/UT8656
Lineage: Eukaryota; Fungi; Ascomycota; Eurotiomycetes; Chaetothyriales; Herpotrichiellaceae
Product: ubiquitin carboxyl-terminal hydrolase L5
Exons: 3
Coding region: 1-1002 (333 amino acids)
Biological process (GO): ubiquitin-dependent protein catabolic process; protein deubiquitination
Cellular component (GO): cytoplasm
Molecular function (GO): cysteine-type deubiquitinase activity
Source: RefSeq, a predicted model, not a curated record
AUGGCUGAAGACGCCUCUGCAGGUGGCUGGAGUACCAUCGAAUCAGAUGAAGGCGUCUUUACGUCGUUGAUUGAGCAGUUAGGGGUCAAGGGAGUGCAAUUUGAAGAGUUGAUAUCACUAGACGCAGAUUCCAUACGGGCAUUGAGUCCGGUAUACGGUGUUAUCUUUCUCUUCAAAUGGAUCGGCUCGUCGUCGGAAAACAAGGGAGCGCCGCAGGAUGGAACGUAUGACCCGGCGGCGGUCGAGGAUGAAGGACUACUUUUUGCGGCCCAGACCAUCCAAAACGCCUGCGGCACACAAGCCAUUCUGUCGGUGAUCCUCAACAACGAUCAAUCCAGCGAUGCGUCGUCAUCCGGUGGGGACGCGAGCAGGGCGCGAAUCGAUAUCGGGCCCGCGCUACAAGAGUUUAAGGACUUUACAACGGGCUUCGACGCGGGACUGAGAGGCGAGUCGCUGUCCAAUUCGGAUCUGAUCCGCGAAACACACAACAGCUUUGCUAGAUCCAGUCCGUUCGCGGACGAGACGCAACGCGACCCCAGCGCUGGCACAGAGGACGUCUUUCAUUUCAUAGCCUAUACCUGCCAUCACGGCAAGCUGUAUGAGCUGGAUGGACUGCAGCCAUAUCCGAUCUCGCAUGGUGAUUGCACGCCAGACGAGUUCCCGGAGAAGAUCAUCCCUGUGCUCCAGAGACGAAUCGAGCGGUAUCCCCCGGGCGAAGUGCGGUUCAAUCUGAUGGCCGUCUGUCAAGACUUGAGAAUCAAAGCCCAGGAGUUCCAGGAUUACGAGGCCUUGGCGCGUGAGAGGCGGAAACGUGCCCAAUGGGAUUGGGAAAAUGCCCUGCGCCGGCACAACUUUGUCGGAUUCACGGGCGAGGUGCUAAAGGGAGUGGUGGCCAUGAAACUUAAGGAUGGCACUUAUGAUGCCUGGGUGGAGGAGGCUAAGAAGACGACGGAAAAACGAUUGAGGGAAAGGGCGGAGAGAGGCCAGGAGGCUGCGGCAUGA